AUAGCAUACAGGUACAGGAAAGCCGCAGUGAUACACCUGACGUAUCGCUAAUCCACACGGCCAGGUCGUGUUAAUUAACAGGUCUUUGUUAUGGUAUUACAGUUGUGUACCUGAGCGCGUCCAUUACUACAAUAUCAGUGGAUAACCAGGGGAUUUUACAAAACACAUAAAGCAUAACCAUUGUCUACAGUUAGUAUUACAAAAUCUGCUGACGUCGACUCAACAUGGCGGAGGUGUUGUCCUGUCAGGAACACAUGACAACUAUAGGAGAGUGGAUGAAAACAAAAGAAAAGAACUUUUUGAAGAAACAUAAUAAUCAGGUCCCCGUCCACAAUAAGACCCCCCGCGACGAGGAGUUUCCUAGAGACCAACCCAAGGACUGUUACCUGUGCGCUGUUACAGAUGAAUACCUAGCAUACAUCCGGUUCCUCCAGGGCUUCACCGAGGGGAAACUAGACAAAUGGUGGCUGGAGAAUCUUUCCCUGCGUAAAUUGUACAAGGAAGAGAUCACGUCACCACUCGCAAAACUUAUUCCGAUCCCCCGGGUUAAUAAGCUGGCGACAACUGACAAAGGCCGUGGAGUGCUUAUACAAUGGGAAGUUCCAAAUGACGUCACUUCCGUUAUAAUCGAAGGGUUCUUGAUAGCGUACCGCCAAUGUGGUCUCGGUUCGACAAAUCAGGUCAAACUUGUUCCCGGAAGUGACAUAUCGAUACACGUGCUCACAGGACUACAAACAUGCACUCUUUACGAACUGAAAGUUGCAGCCUAUAUUGGCGAGGGAAAGGGACGCUACUCCAUACCAAUGAUCAUAAGGACUGGAGUACAAACUCCAGAAACCAUGCUUAUACAGAAAUCAACAGAACCUCGUUAUAUUCCAAAGAUAGUGAGGAUGUAUCCCGUAACAGACCCGGCAGGAAUCUACGUCAAGUGGACGCCGCCCACCCAGUAUUUCGGUCCUACUAUAGCCGGGUACGUGCUCGCCUUUAGGGAAGCCAAGUCACCCGACAAGUCUUUCCAGACCUGUUACAUCCGGGGAAUCAACUCGUCAUUUCACGUCAUCAAAGGUGUCCGUAAAGGGGUCGACUACGAAGUCAAACUAGCUGCUUACAAUCCUUCUGGUGAUGGUCCCUUUUCUCUAAAACGAUUGGUUCGCAAUUCGGGAGAGAGAAUCAGCAGCACUCAAGUCAAACAGAUCCUCAAGAAAAACAAGAUAAAACUGCCCACGUGACCGGUUAUUGAUGAUAGAUGUAAUUGUGACUAUGUUAUAUCAAGAAUGACCAAGAGAUGGCGCUGUGAAACCUGUUCUCAACCGUUGAUUGGACGAUUGACUUUACAUGAUAUGAACUGUUUCACUUUGAUUAAUAUUAACGUUGUUUUGUCACGUGACAUCGUCGGUACUCCACAUGUACUCGUUUAUGGGGAAGGAUUGGUAACAUGCCUUCCUUCACGAGCUGGGUCUACGUAUACUCCAACAAAGUUAGAGGUUUUACACGGCGAAAAACUUUUGACAGGCGCCGCGUAACCUCUAACUGCCCAUAGCUGAUUUUCCCGA
Molecule: messenger RNA, 1553 nt
Organism: Mizuhopecten yessoensis (Yesso scallop)
Lineage: Eukaryota; Metazoa; Mollusca; Bivalvia; Pectinida; Pectinidae
Product: protein sidekick-1-like
Exons: 9
Coding region: 225-1229 (334 amino acids)
Molecular function (GO): protein binding
Source: RefSeq, a predicted model, not a curated record